CGCCCCUUUAAAUUGAAAUAUCGGCACAAGUUGCUGUAUUUUCUCUCACUUUCCCCCUCUUUUUCGUUACUCUCUGCCGAGGGAGAGGAAGGAGGCUAAUGGCCGGUAAGGUAGACUUGAAGGUGGUUCUUCUUGGCAAGGAGUAUGGCGGUAAAACCAGUCUAGUGGAGAGAUACAUCCACGGGAAGUUCAAUGCCCAAGCCCCAUAUCAAAGUACGAUUGGAGCAGCUUUUGGAGCCAAGAAAGUCACAGUGAAUGGAGAGAGUGUGACACUAGGGAUAUGGGACACUGCUGGCUCAGAGAGGUACGAGUCAAUGAGUAGAAUAUACUACAGAGGUGCCAAGUCAGCAAUUGUGUGUUUUGACCUGACUGACCCCUCAAGUUUCGAAAGAGCCAAGUUUUGGGUGAAUGAGUUAAAGCAGACAGAAGAGGAUUGUGUGAUAUACCUUUGUGGAACAAAGUAUGAUUUAGUAGAGGAUAAUAAGAAAGCUAGAAAGGUUGAUGCCAGCAGUGCUAAGGAAUAUGCUGACGAAAUUUCAGCAAAAUAUGUUGAGACUUCAGCCAAAACUGGUUAUAAUAUAGAUUACCUUUUUAUGAUGAUAGCUGAGGAUUUUGUCAACGUCACUAGAAAUAAAGUACAAGCUAACAAAGAUGAAGAUUCUAGUGUAGCAUUACGUCUUGAGCAACCUCCAAUGAACAGAGAAAAGUGUAAAUGUUGAUUACACUAUUUCUUUAAUCAUUAUUAUUAUUAUUAUUAUUAUUAUUAUUAUUAUUAUUAUUAUUAUUAUUAUUAUUGUUAUUAUUGUUAUUAUUAUUAUCUUGUUUUGUUAUAUUUACUUCACAUUUUUGUUUUUUGUCAUGUCACUCUCUCUCUCUCUCUUUUCCCAUCAGUUUUAUUACUAAUAAUAAUAAUAUCAUGAUAAUACAAAUAAACCACCCA
Messenger RNA from Amphimedon queenslandica, 940 nucleotides. RefSeq names its product ras-related protein Rab-24-like. Lineage: Eukaryota; Metazoa; Porifera; Demospongiae; Haplosclerida; Niphatidae. The coding region runs from base 99 to 719 and encodes 206 amino acids. Gene Ontology annotation, molecular function: GTP binding; GTPase activity. The record is from RefSeq and is a predicted model, not a curated record. The transcript is spliced from 7 exons.